Ciona intestinalis (vase tunicate) is the source of this 1028-nucleotide messenger RNA. Lineage: Eukaryota; Metazoa; Chordata; Ascidiacea; Phlebobranchia; Cionidae. The record is from RefSeq.
UUAUUCAGAGGCAAAACAACUGAGCCUGAAUUCUCCGAGCUUACCGACAGCAACGUACAUAUAUCAAGCGCCGAAGCUACAAUGGCUCCAAACGUAUCAGGUCGAUUCAGUCAAGAUUAUUACGAGGAACCGAACACUGUCAGUCCCGAUGUGAUUCCAGCCGGGGAAAAAUCAAGAUUAGAACGUGAGAAUCGAUUGAAGUGUGUUCUUCUUGGCGAUGGUGCGGUUGGGAAAACAAGUCUAGUCGUCAGCUAUAGUACGAACGGCUACCCAACCGAAUAUGUCCCUACUGCUUUUGAUAAUUACUCAGUUCGUAUUGAGAUUGACGGCAAUGCUCUACGACUGCAAAUAUGCGAUACUGCGGGCCAGGACGAAUUCGACGGCAUGCGACCCCUCUGCUACCCUGGAACGGACGUUGUAUUAGUUUGUUUCAGCGUCGUUCGACCUACUUCCCUCUGCAACAUAAGAGACAAGUGGUUGCCCGAGAUAAAGAAGUACCUUCCAAAAGUUCCUGUUGUACUCGUAGGAACUCAAACAGAUUUAAGAACCAGUCUGGACGUUUUGGUCGACCUGGCACGCUACAGUGAGAGGCCUGUAACGACGGAAGAAGCAGGUGCAUUUGCCAAGCAAUGUGGUGCCUGUGGAUAUGUUGAAUGCUCUGCACUUACACAGAAGAACUUAAAACAAGUAUUCGACACUGCUAUACUAGAAGGCAUGGACUUUGCUGACCGUAGACAGAGGAAAAGCAAGCGUAAAAUGCGAAGCGAAUCGAAACGCAGCCACUCUGAAAAAACUACAACUCCAAGGACUUUAAAAUGUAAACCACGGGCUUGGCUGAGAAAAUACUGCUGCGCUGCGUGACUCACUGCCCGUACGUUCCAUAUCAAAGUUCUAGAGUGCGUUGUUCCAGCUCAAACAACAUUGUUACGUAAUAAACGUGGUCACAUGACGUAUGACGUCUUUGGCAAACAGUAGCUAUCGAUCCUGACAAACAGUUACGCGAUAAUGUUUCAUAUUUCUGCUUCUGU